Messenger RNA from Notolabrus celidotus (New Zealand spotty), 2369 nucleotides. RefSeq lists its product as uncharacterized. NCBI's taxonomy places the organism in Eukaryota, Metazoa, Chordata, Actinopteri, Labriformes, Labridae. The record is from RefSeq and is a predicted model, not a curated record. The transcript has 2 exons. Bases 2 to 1504 code for a protein of 500 amino acids.
CAUGAAAAAGCUGGAGGACAUCAGUCAAAACCCGACAUCUACCUUUGUGGUUUAUGAUGAGCACUUUGGAUACCGCAGCAGACUGAAGCACAUGUUUGAAGAUAACAACAGACUACAAAGGUUAGAGGCUCAAAAGCUAGCUAGUAAUAUCAUAGACGAAUACAACCAGUUUGUAGAAGCUAAAUCUAGCUUAAUCGCUGAUUUCUCUGACAGCUACAUAACAGAACUGUUAGAAAAUGUUGAAAAAGCUUUGAAGGAGAAAUCCAUGGAAAUAAGAUCAGCUUUUGAAGUGGAUCUGAAAGUUCAUCUCUGUAGCUCUGCAUGCCAAGACUUCCAAAAACUACAUGACCGCUAUGCUAAGGACACAGAGCUGUUGACGUGUAUCUCCGCAAACAAGGAAAGGUACUUGGCACAGUUUAUGUACCGGUUCAGGAAGAGAGACCAGUGCCAGAGAAUGGCUCAAGCAUUCACCUCCAUGGUCAUCAAACCUACAGCCUUGGUCUACAUUUAUAGCCCACUGGGGAUGCAAAUUGUAGAGGAGAUCAGAGGUAACGCCUGGCAAUAUCACUCCCCACGUGCCUUCCACCAAAGCUUGCUGGAAGAGCUGUUACAGGAAGACUGCUUUGAAACAUACCAGGAAUAUUUGCUCUACUUUGACGACUUCAGACUGACAAAGAUCCAGAAGACAGUGCUGGCUAACAUCUCAGAAUCAACCAACUUGAAUAAAUGGAGGCAGCAGAGACUUGGUGAAAUUGUGGGAAAGAUUGCAGCAGCAGUAAGCCAAACUCUUGAAGGUACCAGCGGAGUACUGAGUGAUAUAAAGAUGCUGCUGGAGAGAGUGUGCCUCACUUUAGAGCAAGAUGGCGAUGUGGAUGUCACUUGGGCCCCUCUUGAUGGACCUCUCUUCAAUAUCUCCACAGAAUGGGACCGUUUCGUGAAAUGUCUAAUGGAGUUACUGGCUGCGAUGCGUUUGGACCUAGCCCAGGAGUUCUCUCAAAUUGUGGACGGAAACCAACUUCUUCAGUGCCUUUCAAUCCAGCCGCAGGACUACCUCUUCAACAGAGUGAGAGGCUGUGAACAGCAGUGUCCUUGCUGCAGAGCCCCUUGUGAGCUAACAGAAAUGGGGCAUGAGGUUCACAGGGCUCUGCUCCACAGACCAAAAGGCAUGCUUCCCCAUAACUCCAGCUGCCUGUGCUGUGCUAAUCGCCCAGAAAGCACUGAAGAGGAAAGUGCAGGCGAAAGCAAGGACACACCCAGCAUGCCCGGCGAGGGAGAUAUCUGUGGAGGUCUCCUUUCCUUAUACCCAGACUGGAGCACCUCCCCUGAGGACCCAAACAGCAAGACCCCCUGUGCCUACUGGAGGUAUGUGUUGGUGAGGUUCAACGAGAGGUUUGCACAAGGAUAUGAGCAGGAGCCAGCAAAGAUUCCAGAGGAGUGGAGGACGAUCACUCAGGAGGAGGCACAGAACAGUCUGAGGGAAGCCUUCGUCACUGCACAGUCCUGACAUUAGUACUCUGCAGUGCUUUAUGCUGCCUUUGACAAAAUGCAUGUGAUUUUUUUAUUACCUAGUUUAAAAUGUUUUUAGUUAGAAAUAAAACAUUUUUCAUGGAUGCUGACAUUGAUACAAAAAUGGUAAUUAUUAUCUGUAUGCUUCUUCUGCUUACUAGUGGAGGAAUGAUAAAAAAAUAUGCAAGGUCAUGUUUUAUAUAUUCUGGUUGAUGCGUCUGGUCCCCCUUCAGUUUGGACUAUUUUUGAAUCAGCCAAGGACAAAGUCAGUCUCUGAGGAAGUUCAGACACGAGUAAACAAAAACCUGUAUGUAGAAGUGAAACUGUAAGCUAAGCAAACUAUUAUGCAGAGACUGUUAAAGUACAGAAACCACACUCUUUAUCAAAUGUUUAUUUUUAUUCUUAUUCAUUAUUCGUGUUGUGCCAUUGGGAAAUGGGUUGCAUUGCAGACAUUUUGCCGACAUGUUUUCAAGUUGUUAUUCAGACCUGUUGCUGUAAACAACUCUUUCAUUGCUACUCAUAAUUUCUUGACAUUUUGUGACAACUGUAACAAACUUAGCAAAUAAAAAAAAUGACUACUUGGUUCAAGAGCCUGGUGAUACAAGGCCAUUUCUGUAUCAGUGUAAAGGAUGUAACCUAAAAACACUGGAAAAACAAACUGCUUACCCAAAAAUGUUUUCCUCUUUGAACCUUUGUGAAACAGAAAGCGAGUGUAUUUCAAUGUAGAGAGAAGCAGAAUUAUUAAAUACUUCACAGUCAAUAAAACUUUUUUCUUCUUUUGCUCACCCUUUAAUCCAGCAUUGAUUUACAAUAUCUCCACUCACUUGCUCUGUGUUUUGAUAUGGCUCAUUAGAAGAAAUCCA